Messenger RNA from Cryptotermes secundus, 982 nucleotides. RefSeq names its product tRNA wybutosine-synthesizing protein 5. The transcript is spliced from 2 exons. Gene Ontology annotation, molecular function: 2-oxoglutarate-dependent dioxygenase activity; tRNA binding. The record is from RefSeq and is a predicted model, not a curated record. Gene Ontology annotation, biological process: wybutosine biosynthetic process. The coding region runs from base 12 to 956 and encodes 314 amino acids. NCBI's taxonomy places the organism in Eukaryota, Metazoa, Arthropoda, Insecta, Blattodea, Kalotermitidae.
UAUAUGGUAAAAUGAAGAGUGCAUUGAGUGUUAGGCCUGUUUCCAUGUAUGAAAAUGUUACGAAAGACAGUUUUGUAAAUUCUAUUUACCCAAAGCGUGAGCCAGCAUUACUUCGAGGUGUCGACAUCGGAGAAUGCACAUCAAAGUGGACAAGCGAAUACAUUUGCGAAAAAGUUGGAAACGUGGAUGUAAAAGUUCAUGUCAGUUCAAGUCCACUGAUGAACUUUGCAAGUAAAAACUUUCUUUAUAAAACAUUGCCUAUUUAUGAACUGGUGAAAAGAACUUCAGCUCCAACAUGUGACCAGGAAGAUUAUUUUCUUACACCUGGUGAAUUCUAUUAUUUAAGAUCGUUGGGAUUCGACAGGAGAAGUCGGGACAUUGCAGAUAUCAGGAAGCAGUUUCCACAUCUUGCCGACGACAUCAAAAUUCCAAAUUUCUUUAAUGAAAAUAGUUUUUUCUCAAGCGUAUUUCGCAUUGCAUCACCAGGAGUUCAGCUGUGGACCCAUUAUGAUGUGAUGGACAAUUUAUUAAUUCAAGUAAAAGGGCGAAAAAGGGUGGCACUAUUCAGUCCAAAUGAUGCUUUGAACAUGUAUCUUAUAGGGGAUAAAUCACAGGUGUUAGACAUUGAUAAUCCAGACUGUAAACUUUAUCCGAAGUUCCUUUCUGCUCAGAGAUAUGAAUGUAUAAUGGAAGCUGGGGAUAUAAUAUUUAUCCCUGCAUUAUGGUUCCAUAAUGCUUUGGCACUGGACUUUGGAAUUUCUGUAAAUGUUUUCUGGAAGAAUUUGAAUAAUGAAUUGUAUGAUAAAAAUGAUCCAUAUGGGAACAAGGACCUUAUUCCAGCCAAUAGGGCCCUCCAAAUGGUUGAGAAUGCCACAAAACAUCUAGACACACUUCCGGAAGAUUACAAGAACUUCUAUAUUAAGAGAAUGAUUGCAAUUUUAGAAGCAAAAAUAUGAACUGACAAUCAUGAAGGACAGUUCUA